Carassius carassius (crucian carp) is the source of this 1920-nucleotide messenger RNA. Its product is annotated as N-acetyllactosaminide beta-1,3-N-acetylglucosaminyltransferase 2-like. The transcript has 2 exons. Gene Ontology annotation, molecular function: hexosyltransferase activity. The record is from RefSeq and is a predicted model, not a curated record. Bases 182 to 1654 code for a protein of 490 amino acids. Gene Ontology annotation, cellular component: membrane. Lineage: Eukaryota; Metazoa; Chordata; Actinopteri; Cypriniformes; Cyprinidae.
AUGGUCUCUUCCUAUCUUAUUGGGUCACAAUAAACUGCAGUGUGUGUACUGUAGCAGAGCAGUUUAGUCAAAGGUCUGACUAUAUGAGACUAGGAAGAGUCUGACAUUGUACAUCUGUAAUUGGUAUCAUGAGGAACACAUGAUGUGUAUGAGCGAAUGAGGGAAGGAAGCUCUAUGAAGGAUGGUAAUACAGAGGAAACGUGGCUUUGAUAUAUUAAAAACAUUGGCUGAUAUGCAGCAUGUUCAUCCGUUACUGUUCAGGUACAGUUACAGGAGGAGAAACCCUGGACACAUCACAUCGGAUUCACUCAUGGAUCUCACCCUAGACUUACCCUGCAGAUGUCCUCGCUGUGGUGAGGGCAUCUUCAAGAUGAAAAGUAACUGGAAGACCACCAAGAUACUGGGAUUAAUGAUGUUAGCAAACUUCCUGAUCUACAUUGCGGUGGAAGUGUCCAGAAGCUAUGGGCAGGGGCAACACAUCAACAAACGACGGAGACUGACGACCAAAAAGUUCUGGAAGAAGCCGGAGUUCAGUCCAGCAUUCUGGAAUCGGGAGCAGAAGCGUCUCGAUGAUAUCUACUACCUGCCACUUGCUAAUGGCAGUGAGGCCCCGCGUGACUUCAGAGGAAUCCCACGCUGGCUGAAUCACAUGAGUUCUUGCAAGCCGGACAGCAGGGUGACAACAGAGAUUGAAGACUUUAAGUCCCUACCACAGCGAUUCCAGGACUUCUUGUUGUACAUGGGAUGUAGGUCAUACCCCUUGAUAAUGGAUGCACCCAAAGUGUGUUCUGAACCACCAUACCUCUUGCUAGCAGUAAAAUCCAUUGCGCCACAUUUUGACCGACGGCAGGCCAUCCGGGAAUCAUGGGGCCGUGCUGGGAUCUUCGACGGCGAGCGAAUUGCGACAGUAUUCCUACUUGGCAACACGGCAGCGACGGACCACUUCCCUGACUUUUCAGACAUGGUCAAGCACGAAGCGGCGUUGUACGGCGAUGUCCUGCAGUGGGAUUAUCGAGACACGUUCUUCAAUCUCACCUUAAAGGAAGUCCUCUUCCUGGAGUGGUUUGGGAGCCAUUGCGCUUCUGCCAAGUAUGUGUUUAAAUGCGACGACGACGUUUUCGUCAAUACGCAGCAUAUGCUGGCUUACUUAGGCAACUUUUCAGUGUCCAAGACAAAAGACAUUUUCAUUGGCGAUGUGAUCACUAAUGCUGGACCACACCGGACCAGACACCUCAAGUAUUACAUCCCUGAGAGCCUGUUUCGUGGGAUUUACCCUCCAUACGCAGGUGGCGGAGGCUACCUGUAUUCAGGUAGUCUGGGGCAGCGGUUAAGAAUGAUCUCUCGUCUGGUCACGUUGUACCCGAUUGACGAUGUGUUUACAGGGAUGUGUCUGAAGAGACUGGGACUAGUACCAGAGAAACACAUGGGCUUUAAGACUUUUGAUAUUGAGGAGAAGCACAGAGAGAAUCCUUGUGCUUACAAAAGUCUGAUUCUGGUCCAUCCCAGGAGCCCACAGGACAUGAUAAAGAUCUGGUCUUGGAUUAAUGACCCUAAAGUAAAAUGUUGCAUCAAAACUACACUGGACACAAAGGGCGCGAAUGCGAAGCAGCAAAUGCAAAUAAAACGUAAUGACUGUAAACCGAUGCCCUCUUAACAAAAAUAUAGCUAACAAAAAAGUGUUCCAAGCUAUAUUUUAAUGUUCUCUGAAUAUCCUGCAUUUGAAUAUAUAUAUUUAUUUUAUUUUUUUAUAAAUGUUUUUUUCUUGGUUCUGUGAACACUUAGGAACAUUCAAUUAUAUCAUUUUGCAAACAUCAUGGUAAUGUUACAUUUGAAUGUUCUCUGAAAAUUCUAAAACAAUUUUUUAAAAACGGAUAGUUCUGGUGCUUGAUUCUGAUUGGUUGAGUCGCGUUCAAAGCUGUU